AUGGCGGCUGCUUCACUUUAUCGCGAGUACAUGAAACUCUGCAGCGUGUGGCACGCGGAUCCCACGCGAAAAGGCAAAUGUCUCGGUGAGUUUAUUCGGAAAAGAGUGGCCGAAGAGUUCCGCCAGAGCGAGCAGACGGUUCUUCGGGACCCCGCGGACUGCGUUCGACGCCUCAAGAGCCUCCAGGCGAUCUCGGCCAACACCCACUCUAGCCGCUAUCCGAGGCUCUCUGCAUCGUCGGCGUCGAGUUUAACGCGAGCCGAGUGCUCGCAGUUGAUCUUCGAGAACCUCCAUGCCGUCGGAAAGGCCGAAGAGGAGAGUUCUCUGCUCGAUAACCUAAGGGAGAGGUUCUCGUUCAGGGUUGUCGACGGGAAACCCAAGAAGUAG
Ixodes scapularis (black-legged tick) is the source of this 387-nucleotide messenger RNA. Its product is annotated as ubiquinol-cytochrome-c reductase complex assembly factor 2. The record is from RefSeq and is a predicted model, not a curated record. The transcript has a single exon. The coding region runs from base 1 to 387 and encodes 128 amino acids. Lineage: Eukaryota; Metazoa; Arthropoda; Arachnida; Ixodida; Ixodidae. Gene Ontology annotation, cellular component: mitochondrial matrix. Gene Ontology annotation, biological process: mitochondrial respiratory chain complex III assembly.